This is a messenger RNA of Wasmannia auropunctata (little fire ant), 5968 nucleotides long. RefSeq lists its product as uncharacterized. The coding region runs from base 1 to 5118 and encodes 1705 amino acids. The transcript is spliced from 11 exons. The record is from RefSeq and is a predicted model, not a curated record. NCBI's taxonomy places the organism in Eukaryota, Metazoa, Arthropoda, Insecta, Hymenoptera, Formicidae.
AUGCCGUUCGUGAUGCGGAAGAUAGAGCCGCGGCACGUGUGCCGCGGCCACGUGCCGGCGGGCUCGCAUCCGGGCUGGCCGGUGGGCGCCGAGCUCGAGGCGGUGGCGAACGGCGCCCUCACGAGCUCCCUCAAGCAAUUGGCCUCCCUCCUGACCGUCGCGGAGGAUAUCUUCGCGGGCCUCACCGCCGAGCUAGCCCAGGUCGCCGAAAGAAGCGGACACCUACGUCGCAAGCUCGACAAGGUCGAGGAACGGCUCGGCACCGUCGAUCCUAAGAAGAUACCAGUCCCGGAAUCGGAUAUCUGUACUUUCGCGGCGAGGACGGAGCAUUUUCACGUCACGAAUAAACCAUCGACGGGACUGUUCACGGCGGACACGAGGCCGAAGGCCCUGAAGGAGUUGUACGAGCUCGCUGCCAUAGUCGCCGUACGAAGUUUGGAUUCCUUAAGGAGGGAUGGCAGCUCGAUGGAUAUGUUCCUUUGCACGCCGGUUCUUGGUAAACGGAGACGGGACCACAGCCUCGACAUCGAGUCUCGAGUCCCGGCUGCUAUCGAGGAUCUUCGAAGGUGGACGUCUACCGAAGCUCUCGGCGACGUUACCGUACCGCCGGACUGCGCGUCCAGGAUCUUGGGCGACACGACUGGCGACGAUGCCGUCGAUCACAAGCUACCUAGCCCCGAGGAACAGGUUCAGGCUAUCGCGCUCAAAUUCCCGGCGGAAAUCGUAGCGGUGGAUGUGAGCGGUCGGGGUUUCGAAAGAAUGUCGAUGAGGAGGAGGUCCUUGCUGUCAGGGCCAGAAACUCAGGAAACGGUGAAGAGGAGAUCACGGCCACGCAGGCCGAGAGGAAAGAGACGAAAUACGAUCGCUGGUACCGAUCAGAAGGAGAUUCGACAAGCUAUCGGAGGGGAGACGACUGGCGACGAGCCCGAGGAGACGUUGCCAAGCGCCACUCCGAGAGCCCAUCGCUCAGCGAGCACGGACGUCUUGGGCUCCGUGAAAAAGGAUUCACCCACGGAAAAGAAGUCGCACUUCAACACGCUGAAGGCGUGGGGCAUGUCCAGACUGAAGCUGAUCAGUCCGAAAUCGAAUCAGCAGCAGCAGCAGCAACAACAGCAGCAGCAGGAAACGACGGUAGUCAGCGCGGAGAGGAACGAGCAGACACAAGGUCAGACGAGAUCGCCGGAGGAGAUCAAUAUUUACGAAACGGUGACUACGAGACGCAGGAGGGACAAGUCGCACGAGAGGAAGCCGAGCUCGUCCAGCUCGAGCGGCAAGAGCACCGCCAGCAUACCGGUGUCGGUACCGAGCACGGACAACAAACAGCCGAGCGUGAAAUUACGCGAGAGCGCCGCCCAGAGGCGAGAACGACGGAAGGGCAGCAACCGCGACGACGCGCCGCACUCGAGCUCCGGAAACUGGAGCGCCUCGUCCGAGAGCGGAAGAGCCAGCAUCGGCAGCGAAACCACCACCACCACGCAUCAGCCCAGAUCCACGACGACGGCUUCGAUCGGCACGUCUUCAACUUCCCUAAGUCAUAUGAGGCGAUUAAAGGGAAGGGAUACUUCAGCCUCGUCGUCGGUAACUUCCGAAGGUACUCUAACGCCGGAUAUCAUACAAGAUAUCACGGUGGUGCCCUUUUCCGACGAUGGUGAAACAUCGUCCGUGUACUCCUGCGACACGGAGGGAUAUUACACUUCGUUUCAUAUGGAUUCGGGCUUGAAAACACUUAGAGAGGAGGAACCCAUGCCACAGAGCCCUUUGACCAAGACUAACGACAUCGGCUCCGACCCCACUUCACCGAUCGUCGAGAACGAAUACGAACUGUUUGGCAGAGGAUCAACUUCCACAACGACCAGCUCGGCCGGAACGGUUUGCACCGCGCUGAUGGCACCACCGCCUCCCGAGCGCAAGUCCAGCCUCACGGUUGUUGCUAUGGUUCACGGACAAAAUCAAAACGGCGGCGAGUCACCCGAUAGCGGUCACAACACAUCCUCAUCUCCCGUCGAAUCUGCCUCGAGUCCAGCCUGCACCGGUCGUUCCUGUUCCGAGUUCGAGUACUCAGAGUCAAGCGAUCUAGAGGGCUGCGAGCGAAUCGAGAGAAUCCGUUCGAAGACGGCAAUCACAACAAGUCGGAUUCCAUCGAUGUGCGUGAUCACGCCACCCGUGUCCGACGACGAGCACGCGAGGGAGUCGGAGCAGAGCGAGAAGAAGACAAACGAACCGAGGAGGACUGAACUUCAGGGCGGCGGUUCGGUGCUGAUGUCCGCCACCGUCGGCACUUCCAAGAUGGAGGUGAUCAACGGCCAGGACAAGAAUCUGUAUGCAACCGUGCAGGUGUUGCCGGUGGCCGUCAAUAUCGACAGACCGACCACGACGAGCUCGUCGUCGUCGAUCAAAAUCAGUCCGCUGAGUGGAGUUCUGGGCAAGCUUCGCGGCGUGCUUCCGGGCAAGAAGCACGCCACGAAGCACAGCGCCGUGCAGGAGCUGUCGAAUGCAGACUCCGGCGACUAUGUGACCAUAGCCGACGUGAGGAACAACAACGACAAACGUCCCGCGGGCCCGCUCUCGUCAUCGUCAUCGUCGUCGUCGUCGUCAUCAGGCAUGACCGCCGUCCGACCGACUACCACCUACGCCAAUUCCGACAUCUUCAAGAAGGACGCGGAAUACGUGAGUCUGAGCGAGCUGCCGAAGAAACCGGAUUCGUCGUUGGAGAGGAAGAGACAGGGCGCUCGAGUCACUUUAGAUUCCGAGGGCAAAGUCGUCUACUCGUCCGAUAGCCUGAAGAGAAGGAAGGGAGCGCACACGACGUUUAAUCCGGGUCCUUUCGUGAGAGAGGGUGUAUCACCAAGCCCAUCGCCGUUGUUUCAUCGCGCGAUGCCGAACGUUCGUGCCGUCACGAAAAGCGCCGAUACCGUGGAUCACGCCGCGAACAUUAGGAUCACACCACCGACGUCACCUCAGCUGGGCAAGCUAAUCAUUCGGGCGGCACGGAGCCCCGAUCGCGCGACCAGUCCGGAUUACGUGCGCACCCCGGCGACCGUGGUCGGUCCCACGAGCCCGACCAGUCCCCACAGACAAGUCCGCGGGGCUUACGUCAACGUGCAAGGCGACGAAGACAAUACUUUACUGACCAUACCUCCGGAAUCGAUACCGCCUCAGGCGAUCGUUCAACCGCCGCCCUACAUCGCCCCACCAAAGCCCGACGAUCGACAAAAGUCGUAUAAGUACCAAGAGAUCCUUAAGGACACGCAGCCACCGAAUCUGCGAGCGUAUCCUGAAAAUGAGAAACAACCGCUCGCGCAGGACAUCUUAUAUGAUUCUCGUCGAAACAUCCAACAAUAUGACAACAUUCUCGAUCAGCAAAGGAUGACGAACUAUGAAUACCAGCAACGAGUUUGCAAUUAUCAAACGGUGCACAUGCACAACGCGAGGAAUCAGCAGCUCUGUUCACCAGCCAGAGAUAUCAAUCAACAGCAGUUCUACACGCUGCCGACGAGAAGGCCUCAACGAGAGACCGAACCACCUCGUAGUGUCACGCCGGACAUCACCAGGGGUCUCGGUCGCGGUUCUCUCAGCAGCAUGCACAUGCUGGCGAAACAGGGUCAACAGAGGGUCACGGUCGUGGAGAACGAUCAAGCUCGACACAUUUUCCACAUGGACGCGGGGAGAAGAAAUUCGGAGCAAGAAGAGACGAGAGGCAGAUGCAUGCAAAGUCAACCUCAGUCAGUCGUGGAUGUUAGAAAUAGGUUCGCAACGCCUCUAAACCAAGCUGCACUUGGCUAUCGAUUCUUCGCAUCUUCACCCGCCAACGACGCUCUUACGAAAUCUCCUAACGCGGACGUUCUGAGGAAUAAUCCAAUUUCGCCGAUCGGCCACGGUGGCUACGGUAACGGCUUCAAAUCGUCCACUCCCACCAGCCACCACGGACGAUCGGUGCCAACCGUGGCGGAACGUCUAGCUCUGACCACCGCCGCUGGCAAUAAUUGCCCGUCGCCGGUACCAACGAGCAGUUCCUCGGGUAGGAGCACUCCCGUCCAGACCUCUUCCGGCAGGACGACGCCGACCAAUUUGGUCCUGUCGCCCACCAAGAGCACUAUGUCUAACGAGGAGCUAUUCGCCGCGAUUCACAAGUCCAAGAAGAAGCUCAACAUCAAACUCAACGAUAACGAAAACCUAUCGCCAUACGGAUCAAUGGACUCUCUGGUGAAAACAACGGCCGGCACCAGGCAUAGUUGGAGCCCGGAAUCUCAAAAAACUUCUUCAGAGGUAAUUACGGUGCAAUCGCCUACGUCGCGAAUGGAUUUCAAACGGUUGCUCCUUCAACAGAGUGUAAAGUCCAAUCCCAUGCGGUUAUCGGCGGCGGAACAGCUAAAAUUAUCGCGUCAACAGUGUCAACAGCAGCAACAGCAAUUGUCGCCGAACGCUCACCAGAGUCCCUUGGCGAAAGUCCUGAGUCCGCGCUCGGUCUGGAGAUUCCAGACCCCGAGGACCGACGUCCUUUCGUCCACGAUAAUCGAGGACACCGCGGCGGAGGAGAAGGCAAUGAAGCCCUCGCCGGAGAACACGUCUCCCAUUUCAAGACUGAAUUCUAGACGGCAGCUGGAUCUUUGCAUCGAUCUACCGAGUCAUCUGCGUGUCGCCGAUUACAAGGACAACGCGGCGAACAACGACAGACUAACGGCGAACAAGACGUCUGCGAGUGAAUUCAAGCUCGAUCCCGCAAUCAAAUCGUUAAAUCAAAACAACCACAUUCGAGAAUCAAUCACGUCUGACGAUCCCACACGAACCGCAUCUCCUGCGAAAAUCACGAUAGCCGGCCAGGAUAUUUCGGCCGUGUUACCUCGAGACGAUAUCGCCAGCACGGCGAUACGAUAUCCGAAGGACAUGCUUCUCGAAUCUAAGAGUCAAGACGCCGUGAGUGCUCUCGAGUCGAGGAGGAUCAGCAAUCAACUGGCGAGAGCGCAGUUCCUGGCCGGCCCACCCGCGAGCGCCAAUCCGUCGCAGAAUCUCUACUUCAGCAAGAGAUUCAGAGCGCGAUCGGAAUCCCCGCGGCACGCGGUGACGCAAAAUGUUGCACCGCGCAGCCCGAGUGCUCCUACUCUCGAAACCGCUCUGUGAUCCGCGAACAUGUCGAUAAUGAAGACAAUGGCCUUGCACAAGUCUUUAGCUCUUCAUUAUUGUGACAUACGACAUGUAUAUUUGCACUUUAGCAAAUUGAAACACCUAAUAAUUAAUAAGUCAAAGUUUGAUAUACCGAAUCAUUAAAUUGUAAGUAAAGUAUUUAUCUACAAGAGUUUGCUAUAAAUUAACCGAUUUUGAACACAUGAACCACAAUGUCUAUAAAAAUCAAGCAGUGCUCUAAUUGUGAUAGAAUUCCAUUUUUAAAUUUUUGUAUAAAGUUUUUCUCGAAGGAAACUGACGUAUUUAAAAUUUUUCUAUGACGAUAUCUUAUCUACUUUAAUGAAGAGUUAAUAGCAAGGGCAUCUGAAUCUAUAUUUGGGAAUUCCGACGUAUUUAUUAAUCAUGACCCGUUUGUAAAUCGAAUUUUUUGUCCUAAUUAACUUGCAUCUGCUAAGAGACACUAAUUUUUAGAGACGCGAGAUGGUAAUAACGCGGAAAUUAGUAUUACCCAGUAUUGCAAGGCUUCUUGCAUAAAGUAGAAAAAAAAACAUUUAACAUACGAAAACGCCGUAACUAUUACGUCACACUCCACUAAUCGAAUGUACAAUUGAUUUUACGACACGUAACGUUACGUUACGCAAUUCAAAUCACUCCGCUAAAUCUCAUAGACGUAAUUCAAUCGAAUAAUAAGCAAUAAAUAGGAUAUUCUCGACGCUAAUCUUCUCAAUCGAGUGCCUAUUUGAUAUAAUCAUUUUAUAAAGAAGCAUUUUGCGUGUGUAUAACACUGUAAAUUUAGUCUCGAAUUAAGACGCAAUGUCGUAGAUUAUCAAUGUAUCGAUGUAUUCGA